This is a messenger RNA of Theobroma umbraticum, 1107 nucleotides long. The record is from RefSeq and is a predicted model, not a curated record. NCBI's taxonomy places the organism in Eukaryota, Viridiplantae, Streptophyta, Magnoliopsida, Malvales, Malvaceae.
AUGGAAGGUGAAAUAUCAGGCUUACUAAAAUGUAUAUUAACAUCAAUGAAAAUGGAAGCACAGCAGCAGGGCGAAACCGCGGGAGGGAUAAAGAGAAAGGCAGAGCUAAGGUUUGAAGGGUUGAAACCGUAUGCAAUCUGCAUAUUCUGCAAUAUUUGCUUUGCAGGAGACAACACAAUCUCCAAGGUCUCUCUUGUUAAUGGCAUGAGCAGUUACGUGCUUGUGGUUUAUGGCCAUGUGUUCGGAACUCUCACCACAGUUGUUGUUGCAUUGCUAUUUGAAAGAAAAAAUGAUAGAAAAAUCAGCAUGGCAAUCCUGGGAGAUAUCUUCUUCCUGGGAACCCUUGGAGCUGUGCUGGGAAGGACAUGGUUUUAUAUAGGGCUGAAAGACACAUCGCCAGCGGUUGCAUCUGCCCUGGCCAACUUAAUUCCAUCAAUGACCUUUAUAUUUGCAGUUCUAUGCAGGAUGGAGGCCUUAGAGAUGUCCAAGCAUAGUGCCCGAGCAAAGGUUGGAGGCAGUGUUGUUGCCUUAGCUGGUGCAACACUUAUGACACUGUACAAGGGCUCUCUCAUGCUCCUGCUUUCUUACCUUUCAUUAUCCGCAUUUCUUGUUUUCCAGACUGUCACUGUGAAGAAGUAUCCAGCUCCAAUAACUCUUACAUCAUUAACAUGCUUAUCAGGGACUUUAGUCUCAGCAGUCAUGACAGCUGCUUUAGAUCAUAAAGCUUCAUCCUGGAGAUUGUCCUGGGACAUGAGACUUGUUGCUUUCCUUUAUAGCGGGAUUGUGAUAUUCGGACUUACAUUUUAUCUGCAAGCGUUAGUGGGAAAAACAAAGGGUGUAGUUUUCAUGACAGCCUUUCGAUCUUUGGGCACAGUAUCCACAAUAAAGGGACAUGCAUUGUUUUUGGGAAGGGACCGAUUCUUAUUUUAUUUUGGAGGUUUUAUGGACGAAAAUAACUUGCGUAGUGGGAGCUCUACUCGUAGUUGUCGGUUUGUAUUUAACUUUGUGGGGAAAGGAAAAGGAGAAGGAAAAGAAACUGCUGGAGCACAACCCCUGCUCAAUGCAUUGAAAUCAGAUCAGAAAGGUGAUAACACAUGGGUUUUGUAG